CGCUCCCUGACGGAAGGGGCCGGGGGCUCCACCGAACCCCCCCGCGCCUCGGCGGGACCGGAGGCGGCCGCUGGCGGAGCCCGGGCCCAGGGGCUCGGGGCGUCUUCCCGCCGCUCUCCGACUCCUUGGCGCCCCUCGUCGGUCGGAGAGGAGUGGGGCGGCGGUGCCCCCUCCCCGGGCAGGGCCUUGGGGCCGCGCCCCGCGGCCGCCGCCACCCCUCCCCCCGGCCGGCCGGCCUCCCCGCGCCGCGCCCCGCCUCCCGCCCUCCGCAGCGUCGCCCAGCCGAGCUAGAAGAAGGGGAAUGGGCGGUCCCGGCUCUUAGCCCCCGGCUGCGGCUGCUCCUCCUCCCGGGUCGCAGCGUCUCGGUGGCCUCCGCCCGAUGCUGGCGGAGCUGGCUGGGGUCUCCGCAGCAGCGUUGUGAGCGCUCCUGCCGUCCCGCAGCCGCCAUGUCCGGCGUGGUGCGCACCCUGAGCCGCUGCCUGCUGCCGGCCGAGGCCACGGGCCGCACCGGGGAGCAGCCGCGGCGGGAGGGCAAGGAGCGGAGCCGCGAUGCGGAGCGGGAGGCGCGGCGGCGGAGCCGGGAGAUCGACGCGAUGCUGGCCCGGGAGAGACGGGCCGUGCGCCGUCUGGUCAAGAUCCUGCUGCUGGGCGCCGGCGAGAGCGGCAAGUCCACCUUCCUCAAGCAGAUGAGGAUCAUCCACGGCCGCGAGUUUGACCAGAAGGCGCUGCUGGAGUUCCGGGCCACCAUCUACGAGAACAUCCUCAAGGGCUGCAGGGUUCUGGUUGAUGCACGGGACAAACUGGGGAUCCCUUGGCAGUACACAGAGAAUGAGAAGCAUGGAAUGUUUUUGAUGGCUUUUGAAAACAAAGCUGGAAUGCCCAUCGAGCCUGCCACCUUCCAGCUGUACGUACCUGCCCUGGGCGCGCUAUGGAGGGAUUCAGGAAUCAAGGAAGCCUUCAGCCGUCGGAGCGAGUACCAGCUGGGCGAAUCGGUGAAAUACUUCCUGGAUAACCUGGAUCGGAUCGGUCAGCUGAAUUAUUUCCCCAGCAAACAAGAUAUUUUGCUGGCUAGAAAAGCCACCAAGGGAAUAGUAGAGCAUGAUUUCAUCAUUAAAAAAAUACCUUUCAAGAUGGUGGAUGUGGGUGGACAGAGAUCUCAGCGUCAAAAGUGGUUCCAGUGCUUUGAUGGAAUAACUUCAAUUUUGUUCAUGGUCUCCUCCAGUGAAUACGAUCAGGUUCUCAUGGAAGACAGGCGCACAAAUAGACUUGUGGAGUCCAUGAAUAUCUUUGAGACAAUAGUCAAUAACAAGCUUUUCUUUAACGUUUCUAUUAUCCUAUUCCUCAACAAGAUGGAUCUUCUUGUAGAGAAGGUAAAGACUGUCAGCAUUAAGAAGUAUUUCUCGGACUUCAAAGGCGACCCUCACAGGCUAGAAGACGUUCAGCGUUACCUGGUGCAGUGCUUUGACAGAAAGAGGAGGAACCGUAGCAAGCCACUCUUCCACCACUUCACCACUGCCAUAGACACUGAGAACAUCCGCUUUGUGUUCCAUGCCGUGAAGGACACCAUCCUUCAAGAGAACCUGAAGGAUAUUAUGUUGCAGUGAAGGAGAGCAGCCGAUGGUCUGUUGAAAUUGGCCGGAGGGUUAGAUCAAAGUUUUUAUCCUUUCUUUGUGGCCCUUGCAUGUGGUGUAGGACCCAUGCUCGUUUCUUGGCUCAGGAAUGCUGUAAACUAGCCAGUCCAAACAUAGGAGCUGUAGGCCGAAGGAGCCAAAUGUUGAUGUUAGCUACUGAAUCAUUUGGACUAGAAACACUACUGAAACCUGGCCAUUGUAGGUUCUGUACCUAGUUUGGAAUGCUGAAUAAUACAACCACCUUCUGCCUUCUUAGAACAAAGGAACCUCUGAGAAACUAUGUACGGAAGACACAUUGUUUUCAGUGAAUAUGCUCAUUUUUCAGAGACACUAGUCAUACAAACUGCCUUUUUUUUUAUAGUUUGGAGGUGCUGAAUCGAUCAAACUAAUCUAAAUGUAAUGAGAUUGGCAGCUGUGUUGGAGAAGGUUAAUAGAAUUUUCAAUCUUAACCAUCAGAUCAUGUGUGCAUGUUCAACUUUGCCAAAGGUCUGGAAUCCACGUAUCAACGUGGAUGCACAGCUCUUGUCUGAAGGCUUUGCUUGAGUCUCCGGAGGCAAAAGUCUAAAACUGUGUGAGGAAACCCGUGUUGGAGUAGAUUGGAUGAGAAGUUCAGGCCUUGCUGACAUGGAGAAGGGGUAAUUUUGCACUAUGUGUGGAGGGUAUUACAUCAUGGUAGAACUGAUUUCCUUGGUGAAGCAGCCUAUGCUAGAGCACCUGGCCGUGUGUCUGCACAGCGGGUGCUCAAGGAAGAUGUAGUUCAUGGACAUCCAGCCCAGUUCUCUCCCCUGCAGUUGGCAGAGUUUGUGAAGGUCCAGUGUCUCACAUGACAGGGCUUUGUCAGUAUUCAGAAGUUUGAAAGCUGAUUAAACUCGUAGGCAGAGUUUUUGGUAGUACAGCAGCUGCUUGAUUAGUUCCCAAGAGCUGACCUUGAAGGAAAACUGAACACUCUAGAGAUCCCACUUUUACAGCUGCACUGAUGUAUUUGGACAGCAAAACCUUGCUGUAAAAUUAGCCUUUAAUCUGUGUCUUAAUGGGAUCUUUAGCCUAUAGUAAUGCACACAUAAUUCUGAGUACAGUCAAGCUUGGAGCUGCCCGUCUGGGGCAAUGGUUUGUGUGUAAAACUGCAAGAGGCUCUGAAUAAUAUUGAUAUGAACUGUUAAUUUCCUAGCUCUCAAUCUGUGUAACUAACUACCAGGUGCCUUUAUUGUGUACAAACAUAUUUGAUCUUUUCUACUGAAGUGGGGUACGUGGACAACCUGAAGAUCUGCCUUUUAUAUCAACAUUGUAGUGUUAUCUGUUAGGUAAUUUUUCAAACGUAGCUUCCUGUGCAAGAAUAAAACCUGAGGGGUUGUUUGUACCCAUGAAAAGUCAGCAGAUUCCCUGGAGUUCUUCUCCUCUUUGAGCCUAUAAUGGCAUGUCAAAACAAGCAACGUUUUACUUCAGCUGGUAAUCUCAUGGGAAAUGUGGUCAAAAAAAGUCCUGUUCUGUUGUCCUUUCAUGUUAAUUUGGAUAAAAUCUGGAAUCUUUCUUCCCCUCUGAAGCUUGCAGAUGUUCAUAUCAGUAUUUUGCUGUGGUUUCCUAAUGUAGCAGACUCUUGGCUUUCUUUGUGCAGACUUCAGGGUGGAGAAGAUGUGGCUGUUUCAGUGCUAUGUCACUUGCACAGUAUCGAGGUAAGAAGCAACUGAAAAGUUGCAGAUGGGAAAAUCUAACUUAAAUUUGAGCAAACUUAAACAGGAAUUCUCUUCCUUCUAACAAGUCUUAUUUUUGCCAGGACCAAUUCUGUCUUUUAAAUAUUUAUUCAUUUUGAACCUUGAAAGGGGAAAUGUUAUGUGACUCUAAUAUUCAGAUGGGGGGAAACUCUUUAAGAUUAUUACAUUUGAGAAGGUAAAUGUUUCAACACACAAUGAUGCAAACAAGUUUGUUCAUCAUAGAAGGUUCAUUUCUCUAAGCUAGCCCAUUUGUUUGGCUGAAGACUAACACUGUUUCCAAAGCUUUCAGAUAUUCUUGGAGUUCUUGGUAGUGAUUUCCCCUUCACACAAUACACUGGGAAAGAGGAGGUAGUUGUGGGCUGACCUGACUUCUAGGUUGACUUGACUUUAUUUCCUAGUUUGCAGUGAGCUUUAUUCUUUACUAAAUUUUCUAGAUGGAUUAAUAUUAUGCUUGGUUUCUCAAAUGAGUUAAACAUUCCCUUCCAACUGUAUUUUUUCUCAAGAAUUACCUCAGUUUUAUGUCUGAAUCUACUGUAGUUUUACCUGGGAGGCAUAGCGUGGAAUUUCCUGUUCCAUUUUUCUGUUCAUGUUCAUCCUUGGUUUUCUAUUCCUGGUCACCUUAUGGAUUUAAAACUCUGAACAGAACUAAUAAUGAAACUUAUAUUUUAAGUAACUUAAUCUGCACCUGGAAAAGGAACAGUGAGAAGUAUCUCAUUGAGCUCUCAAGCAUUUUUUGGUAUGUUAUGGCAGUUUUGCACACUAAAUCAGAGUUCUGGGGAAGCAGUUUGAUCACUUCAGGUCCAUUAUUGCCUUCUUUCUUAUUGAUAAAAUGGGCCAAAGUGUGAUGCUGUAGACUGCAAAAACAAGUAAUUUGGCUCUGGAGGCUGUGUUCUGACAAAUGUUGGUAGUGAUGGUUCACACCAGGAACCCAAGAUCAGGAAACUCUUCUUACAAACAUCAAGCACUUCCCAAAUUAGCAAAGGAUCUGGCCUAUGAGUAAAAAAGACUUUUUUUCUUCAAGUGGCAGCUUUCUCUGCAAAAAUACACUUCCCUUCUUGCCACAACUGAGGGUCUUUGUGUUUAGGGUUUUUUUUUUUUUAGUGUAUGUUGUAGUAUAAUAAAGCCAGAAAGUCAUGUUCUGGUAAAUCAGUUCAUUAUGAAAGCAAAACUUAGGUAGGUUGGGUCAUACAAACAUCUCAGGACAGGCCUGGUCGGUUGCUUAGUCCUUCCACAUGAAACAAAUAGAAAACUUUAUUUUAAGUGACAUCCUGGAGAACUUUGCAGGUAAACACAGCUGGAGAGAACAUCUUUUUUUGUUAACUUUAUAGGCUUAUUGUUCAUUUAGCUAGUCAGGAAGUGGGUCACAGACAGGAUGAUAAUCAGAUGGAGACCUUGAACAACUACUUUUUUUUUUAAAAAAAGCAGCCUUUUACUGUCCCUCCUCUGACACCCACAGGUCAGUGACCAGUGGCAGGGUGUUGCAAACAGGUUGUCUCUCACAGGAACAAAGAGAGGAAGUGCUCUCAGAAGAGACUUAUCUUGCAAUUUUAGGUAGAAAAACUAACUAAAUGGGAGUAAUUUAUCAAACACUACUGUGUAUUUGUUGUCCUCAAAACAAGCUCGAAGCUAAUUCACUGUCAGUCAGUGCCAUUCCUUCAGACUGCAGUGCUGUCAUUCUCUCAACCAUUUUUGCAUUGCAUUAGGAGGUGACAUGGUGAAUUGGAAUGAAAAAGAAAGAACAGUUUUCUGUGACAUGUUUAAUAGGCAGUUUUCACUUUGAAGGAAUGAAAUAGUUCUUAAUGCUGAAAAUGAAUGAAUAUCGAUUAUGGAAUGGAAAUUACUGGCCAUUCAACUUUACACUACACUUUAUAUUACAACUCAAAGAUGCUUCCAGUUUGAAAUAAAGACUUGAUCUUACUUUAUUUAAUAUGGCAGCAUAGAUUAUUUGACUUAUUAACAUGUUAAUAUAUUUUUAAAAAAAUAUUGCUGUGCAAAGCCUGGAACUAGGCAUGUAACAAGCAUGAAGAAACUCCUGAAGAUGACAGUUUAUAGGCUUUCUGAGCCAACUGAAUGCUGAACCUCAGCCAAGCAGAGAGGAGAAACUAAUGGCAAAAAAAACCAAAAAACCUGUAGUGAAAUAGGAGUAGGAAGAGCUCAUCUGUAUGUGGCACUGCAGACAAAAGUGUCACUCCAUUGGGAUUGCUAAAGUAGUUUUUGGUAUGAGAAAUGGUGCAUUGGAAAAGUGUGUCAUCCUGUGUGUUGCCAUUCCCCAUCCCCUCCCAGGUAUUCACCAGUCCUGGUUACUGUAAUCUGCAAAGAAUUGUAGAAUUAAAGAAAUAAUCAUAGACAUGGAACCACUGAAGAAACUAACAGCCUUCUUGAGUGUCAGACAGCUGCCUUCUACAGAGUGUCAUUUUAUAAAACAAGUCCUUUGCUGCCUUUAGAUGGUUAUCUUUGUGGAUAUUAACUCAUAUUUUGGAGCUUUUGGACUCCUUUGAGUCUCUUCAGUUCUCUUGGAAAAAAACCUUCUGCUGCUUGGAACUACAGGGCUUCAGUAAAAAGCCCCUGUGAUUGUCAAGCAGUGAGUUUUGACACCUGACUCAGCUUUGCUUGUGUCAUCAGAUUUUCAGGAGUACCUGCUGGGUUGAUAGACAGUUUGAUGUGUGCCAGCUUGAGACACCAACGUGAUAUGCAGUAACACCUCCAUGCAGUGCAGCUUGUCCUGUGAGCCAGACUCUGAUCUCAUGAUGAGAACUAUGUUGAUUCCUGUAAGUUUAGUAGUAGCCUCUUUUCUAAAUCAUUUUUCAAGUAUAAAAUCACAUGGUGUAGUCAGGGAUUCUCAUAUAGCACUGCCAACUCUUUACCUCAGUACACUAUCAAUUCUGUAGCACAGGAGUGGUGGGUAGGGUGUUUCAGUAACAACCAUAAAGCAUCUGUGCCUACUUUUGUUAAUGGGUUUCUAACAGAUUUCUAGGGAGCAUCUGUUAAGGGACAGGAGGACUGGCAUGGUCUGGGCCAGACUUUGGCUGAGUUAAUACUGACUUCUGGGUGAGGACUGUCUUAGCCUAGUGAAGAAGUAAUUGGCAAGACAAUACAAGAUCUAAUGCUUUUUAAUAUUGCCUGUUUUGUAAUUAGGUGGGGUGAUCUCUGCUUUGUGCUGUGAAGUGGGCACUUCUUUGUUUUAACACUAAUCUUUUUUUACAUAGAUGGAAAUGAGUAAAGCCAGAAUAUUUGGAGCUGAAACUGCUGCUCUCCUAACCAGGUGAUACUUAAUCUUUGCUCAUCUGGGUGGUUGGACAGUUUAGCUUGAUUCUCAAUGUUUUUAUCUUUCUAAUGGCAUUUGGAAAGCAGUGUUGAAGCUUGUCUAUGUGUCUGUGCUUGUUUUCUUAUUGGGUGGGGAGUAUGGAGGUACUAGAUUGUCAGUGCUGGUGGUUCUGUGCCUGACUUGAAGAACUGUAUCACAGCCUGGCUUUUGGCCAAGGUCCCAAGGUUGUAUCUUCUGUCCCAUGUGAAAAUAUUCACAGCUGGAGAGAAAAAAAGGAGCAGCACUGACUUCCAAGGUGGAUGUUGUGGUUAAAAAGCCGAAGUAUGUUGGAAGGGAGCAAGAGAGGGGAGCUAUUUUCUACACAGAUCCCAAAAGCUGAUGGUGCUUGGAGACUGAUUGUUGAAUUGAAAUGCCAUCUGCAUUGACCCCUGAAGCUUUGAGUGACUCCAGAGAGCUAUUGGCUGUGAGUUGGCAGCAGCAGGCUGGCAAGGCUGCACACCCUUCCAUUGUAAAUCUCUCUUCAUCUGUUCAUAACUGAGUGAUAAAACUCAACUCCUACUGAAACAUGGUAUGCAGAUCUCUGGCCAAACAGUGUCUUACUCCUUUCCAGCAGCUACUUAACCUUUCUUCAAGGUACCAGAGCAUGAGAAGCGUUUCAGGGGAACAGCUAGGUAAGAGACUGUUGCCUUUAUCUGAAUAAAAACUGAACUGAUGGAGAGCAAAAUUUUUGUAUAAAUAGGACCUGACAGAGCAUCUUAGGAGGGAGGAAGCAUUUUGAAUAGCACUGCUUCUCUGCUGAUACUUCUCAUCAAUCUCUUGUGCUGAGCUUGAGUGCAGGUGGUUGGGCACAAAAUCUGAGAGAAGGUAGGAGGGAGAGGGGGGAUGUGGAAGAGAAAUGAUCUUUUGGUAGUUCAGAAGACUUGGAAAGCAUGCUUGGUGGACCUAGGUUUGGAAGUGUCUGUUCAAACUCACCUUUGCGUUGAAGCCAGUAACAGUCUUUAGGAUAAUGAGUGUUUUUUCCAGUGAACAGGCUUCGUUAUCUGGCAUGUGUAAUGAGCUUGAAUUGAUGAAACAUGUUAAACAGUAUUUCUGGAGACUCCACGUAACAAAAUGGCUAGUAUUUAUUGCUCUUGUGAUGAGUUGUCUUGUUUAUGGAAUCAAUAUGUAUUAAAGCAAACUGACAGAAAACAAAGUUAUCUCGUGACACAAUCAUGUAGCUAGGAAGCCAAUUAAUGUUUCCUUUUAUUCUGCAAUUUACUUGCUCUCUGGUGCCUAUGCAUUGUAACACACAUACUAUGCAAUAUCAUUCUUUGUUUUUAAACCAGUUCACUGCAUUGGGCAAGAAAGGCCUGAGUUUAGCCUUAAUUUUCUAACAAAUCACAGGAAAGUACUUUAAAAACAGUGACAGACUAAAAGAAGGUGAAAAAUGCAUAAAGUAAAAGCACAUUUCCAGACUGCUCACAUAAGUGUCUUUCUAGCACCAAAACAGCAUCCAUGAUAGAAGCAGCUACUUGCUGUAAUAGUUUCAAUUUAUGAAAACUGUGUACUAGAUAAAAUUAUAUUGUGAUGUGUAAAAAGUGUAUUUUAUAGCUUUGGUGACUUAGUUUACUGUUUUGUAUAUAUGAAUUUUAUAAAUCUAUUAAAACUUGACUUGUUAUACUGUUCUUCAUGGGUUUCAUCUUUCAACAGAGUCUAAAGUGAGUUUUUUUUGCUUUGCUCAGAAUUUUUCUGCAGAAGAGCUGCUUUUUGAAUAAAUUACACCAUGGACUGCAUGAAA
Messenger RNA from Apus apus (common swift), 8382 nucleotides. It is a transcript of the gene GNA12, whose product is annotated as G protein subunit alpha 12. The coding region runs from base 447 to 1604 and encodes 385 amino acids. Gene Ontology annotation, cellular component: heterotrimeric G-protein complex; brush border membrane. NCBI's taxonomy places the organism in Eukaryota, Metazoa, Chordata, Aves, Apodiformes, Apodidae. The transcript is spliced from 4 exons. Gene Ontology annotation, biological process: adenylate cyclase-modulating G protein-coupled receptor signaling pathway; Rho protein signal transduction. The record is from RefSeq and is a predicted model, not a curated record. Gene Ontology annotation, molecular function: G-protein beta/gamma-subunit complex binding; D5 dopamine receptor binding; GTPase activity.